Molecule: messenger RNA, 5855 nt
Organism: Dermacentor albipictus
Lineage: Eukaryota; Metazoa; Arthropoda; Arachnida; Ixodida; Ixodidae
Product: tropomyosin Mac r 1.0101-like
Source: RefSeq, a predicted model, not a curated record
UCUGAAGCCGGUCCAAAGUCGCUCCAAUCGCUUUCUUUUUAGCUUUCGCUGCCGAGUUCCUUUGCCUGUGUUAUCGUUUCUCAGCAGGGCGAAGGAAUGUCCCAAAUAAGGGGACGACGAUGCGUGCAAUGAGCAACGUCCGUCGAGGUCGAGUUAAGCUUGUUUAUCGUGUGCCUUACUGGACAGCGUCGUGACAGCGUUCAACAGCAAAGCUAAUGCGGCUCGAAGAUCUCAGGCGACGACGAUGAGUAAGCGGUCGGAACGACUGUCCGCGGAUCGGCCGACGGUCGAGGGCUCGGAAAGAGCCAGCCGAUCGCCGGCUGACGGCGACUUGGACCCGGACGCUGACGAACUCGAGCGAUUGCGCUGCUCGAGCGUGCAAACGGAGCAAGUGAUCGCCGAGCGCAACCGUCGGAAUGCCCGGCAGCCCAGCGCCGGUUACCCGGGGUUGGCGUUCGGCGGCUCGGUGUUCUCGUCCAGCACACUGAUGCGCUUUAGGUUGAUUGCCAACGAGCUGCACAACAUUACCAACGUGCAGCUUAAGCGUGCCGAGGGCGAGGUGUCGGCGCUGCGCAACCGCAUCAACGCGCUCGGGGAGAACCUGGGUCGCGAGGAGACUGAACUUCGCCAGGCGAGCCAGGAGGUGUCACUCGUCAGAAUGGAAAGUCAACAGGAGGAAGGCGACGGCAAAGAGGACGGUGAGAUGUCGCUGCUCGACACGCAGCUGAUCGAGUCUAAACUCAGGUACGAGGCUGUUGCCCGGCAAAUCGCGCUUCUCGACGCCGAGUUCGAACCGACCAAGGCAGCUUCGCCGUGUGGUGCCGAAAACGACUCAAGCUCAGUGGCGUCGACGUCUGACGCCGCCGCACCUGUUUGAGUAUUGCUGUGUUUCGCACCUGACACUGUCAAUUGAGUGGAAAUGUGAGUAUGAUCUUGUUGUGUGUCGCAGUAGAGAGCUUUCAGCGCCUCUGUGGUCAAUGAAGUCAGGUGAGGCUGUCGCGAAAUUGUAUGUGAAUUGUAACGAAGCUUGCAAUCGUUGGUGUUUCGGUGGUUUGAAAGAAAGCAGGUCAGAAAUGGCCCAAAGUAGCUUUGCUAUCCACCUACAGGUGACUCAGUGUUUCAUCUUCUGUACGACUUCCGCAGCAUCAUACUUGUUAAUUUCUUGCCUUCGCUCAAACCUAGUGUGCCUUUUAGUUGUCAAGCUCCUGUAGUGUCAAUAUUGUUGUUGACGGGCUCCCAGCAAUUCUAUAAUUGUUGGAAGGCUGCUGCUGCAGAAUGUCACUUGUGGUGACAAUACAGUGAAGUAGCUGAGGCAUACGUACUUGGGCACACAGCCAAUGUCAGCAAUGAAGCAACAUUCUACCAUCACAAGAAAUAAAAAAAGAAAAUGUUUGUAUAUAUGUAUGUAUUCAGAAACUUUAUUAUGAAUGUGACAGAAAUUGCUGACGUUUAAAAAAUUGUGAAGCAAUAAUGCAUUGCAGCUAUAGAGGCAGAUUUACGUGCAAUCGGAGAAGGUAGUAAAGGGGCAUAAGAUUGUCCUGUCCAGAUAAUGGAACAUGACUUGCUUGGUUUUUGAAUAUAUAUAAAUCAACCCCAUCCCUUCAAAAAUCAACCUUCAGAUGUAUUGUUAAACAGUACUGGCUACAUUGUUGCAAUAUUGAGCAGAAUUGAAACUUUUUAUAUUUUUGGUAGAAAAGCUACCACAUGUCCAAGACUAAUGCUUAUAUAAGUGCAGAGCGUUGCCACCAGUACCUCACUGGUAGUGACAUGGUUGAGUGUAAAGCAUGAAAAAUAUGGCACUGUUAGAAAUGUUCUAUAUAUUUAUUAUGCUGAAAAGUAAUAUUUCAAAUGAUAUUUUUAUCUUGGUGACCAUUGCAACUGCACUGGAGCCAGCCAGGAUGCUUGCAUGGUGACAUCUGUGGUGACAUAUGUUGAAUUGUGAGAAGUCUCAGCCAGUGUUCAUCUCUGCUUGAAGGCACGCCAGUAGGUAUGAGUCUCAAAGCAUACUGUGCCCCUUUUGGCUGUUGCUUUAUAACACAGCACUAUAGCAUUUCCUCUGUGCUUUUAGUCACAGUCUCUGCGUGAUAACGUGCGUCUCUGCGUCUCUACGUGCAGAUACUGCAAAACAAGCACCCAAACUCAGCCAUCCGUUUGUGAUAACGUCUAGUGCUUCCUCUGGCUAUCUGUGGCACAAACACUUCAAAGUCUGUCUUUAGAAAAGAUCUUUCUAUCUAGUGCCUAAAUUAAGUUGUGGCAUCUUUAGAUUACAGUACUGCCCUAAGGCACAUGAUCUUUGCCAUGUGGGGACUGUUUUCCUUGUAGUGUUGUGCUGGGGAGAAAUCUCCUUUGAUAGGUUUGAGGAUAAAGUCCAUUUUCAUAAUGUAUUCUUUCUUAGAUAUCCAUUCUUGCAGUUCUUUACACAUGUCCUCUACUGACUGCAAGCAGCUGCGUUAAACCAUGCCUUUAAUGCAGCUCUAGAUGCCUGAUUGUUGGGAAAGGGCUUUUAAAAGAAAACCUGAGUGCCUUUCAGGUGCACUCAUCAGAGAGUGGUGACCUGUACAGUGACUUGCACUUUUUUUUUUCUAGCACCUUUAUUAGAAAACUUUGUGCUUACAGUUACUCUGUUUAGGCUAAAAUUUGGCAGCAAAUGGCACUUUUUGGUCUGCAUCAUUCAGUAACACAUUUUGCACCUUGAAUGUCUUGUUCAUCAGCAAAUGAAAAAAAACUACCGUUAUAUGUGCAUUUCAUGAUUGGAGAAUAAAGCUGCUACUGAGACGACUGGUUAUGGCCACUUGCCAGCACCUAAAUGUUUUGGAAAACGAGGCAAACCAUGAUUUCAGGUGUUCACUUGAGCGAUGUAGACAAAAAAUGCAAUUUUGUUGUAAUAUUUACCGACAAAAUAUAUUGGCGAGGAAUUCGGUACAGAGCAGCAAUAUAUACAAAAUUUUCUUUUUAAUUUGAUAGAAUAAAUGCAGGAAAGUGUACAUACUUGGAAUGCUGUUUGUGGUAGUGAAAGUUAUGACUUUUUGAACAAUUAAUGACUACUGAACACACCAGAACACUCCUGAGCUCAAUUAUGUUUGCUGGUUUUACAUCAUAACUAGCAUUACAGUGCUGCCUACAUGUAUUGUGUUUGCUGUUGUUAAGCAAGUGGCAGCUGUGUUGCGAGCAAGAACAUGUUUUGUUAACCACGAGUGUCGACUUGUCGUAGUCCUGAGCACCACAUGUAGUGAUCUAUAUCUCUUGCUGUGGUGCAUGAGGUCAACUGUUCGAUCCCUGGCCACAUAGGUGGUCAAGAUGACAAAAUUUAGGCAAGCCUGCAUAGUGAGAAUUCAGCACACUUUUGACUUCUUAUGGUUUAAAUUUUAUUACAGCCAUUUAAUAAAGCAUCCACCAUGGUCACGCUGUGGCUUUGGCAUAUAAAAUGAACUAUUUCAAACACAAUUACUUAUGGGGCUUUUGCAAGUAGGUGUCAUGGUGCAGCAAACUCCUUGGUGCAAGGUUAUCCGAUGACUAAAGAAUGAGUGCUAACCAUGCUAUUUCUUUUCUUCUUUUCAUUUGAUGCUGUUCUAAAGAAAAGAAAAGAGACUGAAUGCUGCUGAAGUUGGUUUCAUUACUAUGGGGCAAUCAAGGGAACAGGGUAGAGUUUAGGUGAUGGUCUUGCUUUAAUUGAAAACUUUGAUCAAGUAAGCAGGAGAUGCUUCAGUGACCCUUCAUGGCUGUACAUUUUCACUAUGGGCGGCAGGAGGCAAGUUUUUUACGGCCUGCCAUUUGAGGAAGCUUUGAAAUAUUCAAGUGUAAGUUUAUUGUGUGUUUUAUGUACACCGUAAUGUGCCUAAAUGAUACUGUGCCUUGGUGAACAUUGUUAAUACUACUGGGGGGUAUUCUAUAAAUGUCCACUUAACGGACAUGUUCAUUUCGGCUGCUGUUGGAGUGGUGAUUGGCUGGGCUAGGGUUCCAGGGAGAAGGAAACAAACACUCGCAGUGAGUUUUCUUGUCACUGGCUCAGCUCUGGCCAGUCAGUGGCAGCUGAAAUGGACAGUUCACUAGGUGGACAUUUACAGGAUACCCCAUCACCCCUCUGUUAUCACACUGUAUACAUGCAAAUAUGCUCAAUGGAAUUUGUAUCUAAUGAUGAUGAAUCUACCUACAUGUAGAGCUGCUGACAGAAAUUUUAGAACAUGGAAACCAGAAAAAAUAUAUGACAUCAUGCAGACACUGCAUGAGAGGACUGACUGAAUAUGUGUGCAACUUAUACAGUGCACCGCUCAAUUCUGGAUAUGAAUUUGUGCCUUAAGUAAAUCAAUAAUAAAGUGACUUAUUGUAGUAACCUGUGAUGAUGUAUUUGCCACAUCAAUGCUGUGCCUUGUCAAAUGAGCGACUUUAAUUCAUAUCUUGAGCACAAAAGGCCUAUAUUGAGGUUCUUAUUAUUCACAUUAGUGAAAACUGGCUAAACGAAGCUCACUGAUGAAUAAAUCCUUCAUCACUGCCGCAAAUCCUCAUUUUUUCUUGCACUUUGUUUAGAAAUAUUUUUUCAGAUAGUAUCAAAUAAACUUGAGCAACAGUGAUUGUACAAGAUAGCAGUUAUAAAGCAGGCUGCUACAUAAUAGCUAUAUGGCCAGUUCACUGCCUGUGCUGUGCCUGUACAUGCCUUUGCUCAAGCUGAAGCCACCCAGCUCUCUGUUGUCAUAGUCAUAAACCAAGCCUAAGCUGUGUGUCUUAGCACUGGUUGAGCUGUCUACAAAUGAGGCCCACCAGUGAUGUUCAGAAAUUUCACACUCCACUGCAAAUGUUUGUGGCAGCUAAUGUAAUGUUGCACUGGCAGUUACUGCCACUGCCUGGCACUUGAGGUGAAAUUGAUAAUUUUAGUUCCUUGACUUCUAUGUUCUAAUAACUUCUGUGAGCAGCUGUGUUAUGCCCAAGAGACACAAGUUGGCUCACUGAUUCCUUUGUUUACUUAACAUUUCCCAUUUCUCACAUAGAAUUUGGGAAGUUAUGGUCCUUAUAAUCUUUGCAAGAAAACUAUUGCAUCAACAACUUGGUGCCUUCAUACAUGUGUAAAAGUAUGUGAAGUUAUAAAACUAUGCCCAUAGUUUUACUAAACUUAUCUUUUUUUGGGCAUGGAACUGGCUUUUUUUUUAUGUCAUGUGUUGUGAAACUAUUUUUCCAGUCAUGGUAUAUGUACCAAAGACCGUGGCUUAUCUAAGCUGUACGCAUUGUAGAUUUAUGAAGCUGCUACUUUAAUGUAGUGCAUUGACGGUGCCCUCAUGAGACUUUACAUAUUGCAAUUUUUAAGGAAUUUAUAGAGCAGCCAUUAGAUCUCUAGAUCUUUAGAAUAGCAGUGGCGUUUCCUUGUUAGUGCCACAGAUUUCAGUUCCUUUCUUAGUACUGCCCACUGUUGAUGGUAUUUUUCCUGGCAGGCAGCUAGCAAAUGGUUCUAAGAUUGCAGCUCAUAAUUUCACCUAUAGUGCUUUCUUGGUACUUGUAUCGUUACUGUGUCAUGCAACAAUUGUUGUUUUGUAUUCUUUUGUAAAUUUCAAUGGUAGCGUGGGCUCAGUCUUUAUAUGUUAGUUUCAUAGUAGUGGUAAAGUUGUGUUGGCUCUAACCACCACAUUAAAGAGACACUCAAGGCAGAAAAGUCAAGAUUGAUUGCUAUAUUUUCAGAAACAGCAAACAUGUUGGUUUCACCAAGAGCAGAAGUUUGGUAAGCCAAUAAACCGUGAAAAUGAACAACAAAUGAUAGGGCUAACUUUAAAUUCCUGAAGCCUUGGCAGCAGAAACCUUGGCAGCAGAAACCUUGGCAGCAACUGACAGAUGCUAGUUAAGUCUAUACUUUGAAUGUGUUUUAAAACGUA